This is a messenger RNA of Ahaetulla prasina, 1658 nucleotides long. Its product is annotated as cytochrome P450 2J2-like. Gene Ontology annotation, biological process: xenobiotic metabolic process; arachidonate metabolic process. Lineage: Eukaryota; Metazoa; Chordata; Lepidosauria; Squamata; Colubridae. Gene Ontology annotation, cellular component: cytoplasm; intracellular membrane-bounded organelle. Gene Ontology annotation, molecular function: iron ion binding; heme binding; oxidoreductase activity, acting on paired donors, with incorporation or reduction of molecular oxygen, reduced flavin or flavoprotein as one donor, and incorporation of one atom of oxygen. The coding region runs from base 135 to 1613 and encodes 492 amino acids. The transcript is spliced from 9 exons. The record is from RefSeq and is a predicted model, not a curated record.
CGCUUGGAUUAAGGACAAUAGCUGCAGGAUGUUUUCCCAAGAAUGAAAUAUAUAAAAUAGGAAGAAAAGCAAAAAAGGAGACAAUCACCUUCAGAUCAACCAGAAAGUCUCAAAGAUAAAGUCCCAGCAAGAAAAUGACGGUUGUAGGGAUAUUUUUGUUUAUUUUGCUGCUUGCGCUGCUAAUUUUUCUCUUCCUGAAACAACUCUGGUCUCGAAGACAUCUGCCUCCCGGUCCUUUGGCUCUACCUCUCAUCGGGACCUUGUGGGCUGAUGGGUUUUCGUUCCGUGAAGAUUAUUUCCAUAAGCAUGUAAAACGAUAUGGAAAUAUAUACUCCAUGUGGACUGGACCUCAACUUUUAGUCGUGCUGUCUGGAUUCAAAGCUGUGAAAGAAGGAAUGACCAGCUUCCCAGAAGAAUUCUCUAAUCGACUAGAGGAACCUUUCUUCACUGCUUUAGGGAAAGGAAGGGGAAUUAUACUUUCCAAUGGCCACAACUGGAAACAGCAGCGACACAUUGGCGUCACUUCUCUGCGGAAGCUGGGCCUGGGGAAGAAAAGCAUUGAGCAUCAGAUAGAAGACAUAGCUCAGACACUGGGGGAGAUCUUUAGGCAAACAAAAGGACAGCCAUUUGACCCUACAUUUCAAAUACAACAUGCAACUUAUAACGUCAUCUGUUCUUUGACUUAUGGAUAUCAUUUUGCUCCUGAAGAUGAAAACUUGCAGAAGUUCAUUCAAGCCCUUGAAAUUAUAGUGAAAUUCCCUGGCGACUUUUUCCAUUUGAUGUAUAAUGUGUUCCCACGAUUAAUGAGCUACCUCCCAGGCCCUCACAAGGAGGCCCUGGCUUCUGUGGAUUUGGUUGUCCCUUUUGCAAAGCAGGAAAUCGAGAAACACAAGGAAUCCCGCACUUUGCACGAGCCACAGGAUUUCAUUGAUUACUAUCUUCUUCAGAUGGAGAAGAGCAGGAAUGACCCCGACUCUACCUACAGUGAAGAGAACCUGGUUCAGUGUAUUCUUGAUUUUUUUUCUGCUGGAACAGACACAACCUUGACUACUAUGAAGUGGGCACUGCUCCUCUUAACAAAUUAUCCGGACGUCCAAGAGAAAGUCCAGAAAGAGAUAGAAGAUGUGUUUGGCUUCUCACGGUCAAUUUCCUACCAGGAUCGGAAGAAGCUGCCCUAUACCAAUGCUGUGAUUCAUGAAAUGCAGCGUUUCAAAUACGCUUUGCUAAUUGGGCUUCCCAGACAAAGUACAAAGGAUGUGAAGAUGAGGGGUUACCACAUUCCAAAGGGGACCAUUAUCGUCCCAGACCUGCGCUCUGUUCUUCUUGAUCCUGAACAAUGGGAGACACCUGAAGAAUUCAACCCAAAUCACUUUUUGGAUAAGGAUGGGAAGUUCCUCAAUCGAGAAGAGUUUCUGCCAUUCGGACUAGGUCUGCGUUCCUGUGUGGGAGAGCAGCUGGCAAGAAUCGAGGUCUUCGUCUUUCUGACCAACCUGUUGAGGGCCUUCAGCUUCCGGUUGCCUGAAGGAGUGAAAGAACUCAACGAAGCACCUGUUGCAAAGCUGAUAACGCAUCCACAGCCUUACAAACUGUGUGCUAUUCCCAUACAGGCUUAAAUGUAUAAAAACAACAUUUAAAAAAGCAUAAAACUAAUUACAGAA